AUGGCAGACACAGGCGAAAAGGUCAAAAAGAGGAAGAGAAAUGCGGAUGGCACGUCCAAAUCUAAUAAAAGAGUUGCAAUCGAUGGCGACAAGCAGGUCAAUAUUUCUCUUAAGACUGGCGAUAAAUGGGCACCAGUUAUAGCUUCAUCGCGGGGCCUCGUGCUGCCAAAGUCUAUUUCGCUUCAACCAUAUGUUCAACCACGUAAAAACAUACCUUCUGGCCCUGGUCGAACACCAAUUUCUACGACAGAGCUGCUAUUGCAAUCUUCAGAACACCAAAAGCUAGAUUACACAGCGCGGGAAGAUGCUGCAGACGGGCCAGAUGCACUCUUGAAGCAUUAUGUUGGAGUCUUUGAUCCAGAGACAGGCAAGCUCGAGGUUAUGGAAGCACGAAAGAUGGUAGUUCGCGGUACCGUGAGAGCACACAGAGCGGCAGAUGAAGAAGUGGACCCCGAUGCUAAAAUAAGAGAUCUUCGAAACAACCUGGGACAGACUUUUGGUACGAAAAAAUCGAAGAAAGCAAUUGCUUCGUUCACAGAAAACGCAAUCAACCCCCUUCAAUCCCGAGAAAAUGGUAGCACUCCUGUCAAGAUCGACGCUGCAUCAAAAGCUAUGCUGGAGACUAUUGGCAAGGCUACUGCGGGUAUGUCGACAAAAGCGCAACUUGCGGCGGUCGUGGAAUCAAAUAAGCCACGUCCAAUGGCCAAUACAGAAGCUGCUGAAGUCAAGGAUGUGUAUACUACCGAUGCGCUUAUUGGAGAUGAAGUCAUGAAACUCAUACCAGUAAGACCGUGGAUAGAGGCUAUGAAAGCCAAGAAAGCCAUCAAAGGCACCUCGCAGUAUGUGAUGGCGAGGGUUGAAAAUCACUCCCAGAACAUCGAGAAGCUCAGGAUCCUCCGGUACAUGUAUUUUGUAAAAAGACUUCUCGACAAUUCAAGAGAUCGGAGGAGUGAAAAGACGCUUCCUAGGCAGACCGAAUUGAAGGAAGCCAUCGAGGAUAUGCCAUACACCGUGGUAGAUAAUUUUAAACGGAAGUUCACAUCCAAUGGAGGAACUAUGAGCAAGUUUCAGCUGGAUAUGGUCAUAACUCAUUUGUGCGCCAUGGCAUGCUUGGUCGAUAACUUUGAUGUGGACCUUUUUGAUUUACAGUCCGAUUUGAAGCUGGAAACCAAAGCCAUGUCACAAUAUUUCGAGGAGAUUGGAGCAAAGAUAACGCCUUUGCCUGCAGCUGAGGCCAGGAAGUUUGAUCGAGCGGUGGCUCAAACACGCAAGCGGGCGAAGCUUCGUCUACCUCUUGUCUUUCCCAAACCAAAAUUUACUCGGGCUCCAAAGAGGUAG
Molecule: messenger RNA, 1338 nt
Organism: Glarea lozoyensis ATCC 20868
Lineage: Eukaryota; Fungi; Ascomycota; Leotiomycetes; Helotiales; Helotiaceae
Exons: 3
Coding region: 1-1338 (445 amino acids)
Biological process (GO): transcription elongation by RNA polymerase I; RNA polymerase I preinitiation complex assembly; nucleolar large rRNA transcription by RNA polymerase I
Cellular component (GO): RNA polymerase I complex
Molecular function (GO): DNA binding
Source: RefSeq, a predicted model, not a curated record